Priapulus caudatus is the source of this 2726-nucleotide messenger RNA. RefSeq names its product probable enoyl-CoA hydratase, mitochondrial. Gene Ontology annotation, molecular function: catalytic activity. NCBI's taxonomy places the organism in Eukaryota, Metazoa, Priapulida, Priapulimorpha, Priapulimorphida, Priapulidae. The transcript has 5 exons. Bases 8 to 538 code for a protein of 176 amino acids. The record is from RefSeq and is a predicted model, not a curated record.
UACAAGAAUGGACAUUUCAAAACCUGUUAUAGCAGCAAUAGAUGGCUACGCAGUAGCAGGAGGACUUGAGUUGGCAUUAAUGUGCGAUAUGAGAGUGGUCGAGGAGUCUGCCAUCAUGGGAGUUUACUGCAGACGAUUCGGUGUACCAUUGAUAGACGGUGGAACAGUAAGAUUACCUGCAAUAAUUGGUCUAUCUCGGGCCAUGGACAUGAUAUUAACAGGCAGGGCCAUCACCGCAAAGGAGGCACUAGACUGGGGUCUUGCAAACAGAUUAGUGGCUACUGGAACUAGUCUGGGUCAGGCGAUAAACUUGGCAAACUCAUUAAUUAAAUUUCCACAAGAGUGUCUGAAGAUGGACAAACGAUCAGCAUACUAUGCUACAUUUGAUGCCAAGUCUAUCAAAGAUGGUCUGAAAUUUGAGUUGAACAAUGCCUCACAUGUGAUAAACACGGAAUCAGUAGCAGGUGCAGAGAAAUUUACGCAAGGCAUUGGUCGACAUGGGAAAUUCAGACUGGACCCAGAUAUAGUGGGAGAGUAAAGCAGGUCAAAGCCGACAUCCACCCUCCGUCGACACAUCAUUGAUCAGCCGCGAGUCGGCUGUUGGCUCCCCGGGUCGCGUGACGCGACGCGGCCGCGGCCGUUCUGCGGAGGGACAGCCGCGUGCGCACGCGUAAAUAAUGGAUGAUGUUGACGCGGGAGGGUUCGUAUGUCGGAGGAUUCCGCCGCUGCGCGCUGAUUUGACGAAUUGCGGGAGCAAUUUUCGCGAUAACAAUGGCCGCCUCGUCGAUAAUGCAUUGCGCACCACUCUUAGAUAUUACAAUGGUGGAGUGCGGUGUUUCUAGAACGUUGAUCCCAUUCAGCAGGCACAGCUAGAGACUGCAGUGUGUACGUUCUCGUUUAGUACUGGCUCUAAACUGCAGCUUAUUAAGGAUUAGAAGGAAGGUGAAAACGUCUCUUUUUCUGUGUGUUCACUCUUUUUCUUGCUGGUCUCAGUGGGUUGGAAUAAACAAUUGACAUCUACGUGUCUGUGAGACAACCUCAUCCCUCGGUCGGUCCAUUUGCGCCAGUUUAUACGUGGUUUUCACGUGUUGUUUAUGUGUAAUUAUCGAAUUUGUGGCACUUUGUUAAUCAGCAGCAUUUUUAGAAUGCCCUAAUGCUAAUUAGCUAGAGCUACCUGUCAAGCACUCCAGGUGGGUAGGCCAGUUAGGCUGGGUCUCGUUUUAGAAAUCAAAGUUUCAGUUUGGUUUAGGCUUCACUAUUGCACUAUUACACAAAAGUAGUAUUUCACUCGAAGUUGCCUGAUUUUGGCUGGUAUAUACAGGUUCCUAUAACUCUUAUUUAAUCUUGGAUCUUGGAUGUUUCUUUUAGUUUUGCUGGCUACCAUGUAUAAGCUCUGUGUAGCUGAGUCUGUAAUAGAGAGGUUUAGUAACGUUUUUUGUCUUCCAUUUCCUUCAAUGAAUGUGCGUACACCAUAUCUGGCACGAUUCGUAUGGAACGGCGCUUUUCUGCCGGCGUGCAAGAACAAGCAGUGGUGCUGAAAUGUAGGGUUAUCUGUCAUGUAUCUUAAUUGUAACAUGUUGCGGCUUUCUCUCUCCUGUUUAUCAUAUUUGCUCAGAUGAUAUCUUCAAGGCACAUUCUGUUCCAAGUCGACGUCAAUGUUAAGAAUGGUAUGCCAUCUAGAGUAGAUAGCAGUCAGGUGAAGAAGACCGUACCUUGUGAUUGUGAUAGAUAUGAUGACUGGGAUUUGAUAUAUAAUGGGACUGCUCAGUGGUUUGAUUAAGUAUAGUAUUGGCAGAUACGCGAAUAGUUCUUUGGUUUUCGCAAAAGUGAGCGAGAUGAUGCUGCGUGCAAUGUUCAUGUACACGCAUCAUAUCUAUAGAUACGUAACUGUAGAUGCAACCAGUUUUCAUCUCACAUUGUUAGUGAUGCAAUAGGAAAGUCAGAAUUGCAUGUCUUCAAUUAAAGUCAGUACUUGUCAGUGGCAAGUUGAAUCUUCUGUGCCAGAUUUUGGCAUUGCCAUGUAUUAAACAUCGAGGCACUUGAGGCACUCGAGAACUUUGUAUUCGUACACGCGUGUAAUUCACUUGAUACGUUUGAUGCUUAUUUCAUGUGGCUGCACAGGCAUCUUGAGUGACCAAUAAGUAUUUGUAUCAAUAAACAGCGCGUAAUAAAGACUCUGUAGGGCAUUCAUUCCUUGUCGCCAAUUCUUCACUCGAUGUGCAUGUGUAAGUCUCGUUUUCCCAGAGAAAUCGCAUACUUAGUCAUCUCUCAACCUUAAACGGAAACAGACGUUCUGUCGAUCUGAAUGGCAGCUUUAAGUAACGCCGGCACUUUGCAUCUGGCCUCUAUGCCAUCGCCGUGACUGUGAACUUGACAGUAAGUGUGCUGUUAUGUCCCGGCACAAACUGUGGGACUUACAAUAAUCUUGGUGGAACACGUGGCUUAAUCAUGAGAUGGCAUGCAAUAAUUUGCAAGGCAUGGCCGCAAUUGUGCAGUCGCGCGCAAUGGGACUGUUGGUCAUUGUAAAUGAGCAUUAGUGUGUCCCUCCCCGGAGACGCGCCACAAUAAGAAGUUGGCCUACGCAUCGGCGCGCUGUCGUGAAAGAAUAAAUGUGAUUAUCCGUAAUUGAAUUCCCCUGUUUCGCAGAACCUCUUGCAGAUACUGUUGUGGGACGGCUUCAGGAUUGGUGAGAGAGAGCGAGAGAGAGAGAGAGAGAGAGAGAGAGA